GUUUGGAGGUCUCGCUGAAAUAACUUUUCUCCAACUAGUUUCAUACACAUAUAUGUAUUUUUUCCACUGUAGGAGGCUUUUAGUUUAAAGUCUGCCUCGGAAAUCAGUGUUCGCCUGCGUGUUUUCCCCGGCUGUGAUUUCUCCAGCUCACUUUUUUUUUCCUGCAGGAAUACAGAGAGAGACAGAGAGGGGGAAAACGGUCUGGCUGCUUGAAGAUUUUGUUUCGACACCGAACUUUUGGCGACAUGGACGCGCACCGCGGCGCGCCUCCGGCCGGGCAGCAGAUCGUGCACGUCCGCGGGGACUCGCAGACGGAGCUGGAGGCCCUCUUCAGUGCGGUGAUGAACCCCAGCAAGGCGACCAGACAGCCGGCCUCUCUGCCCAUGAGGAUGAGGAAACUGCCGGACUCCUUCUUCAGGCAGCCGGACCCCCGCGGCCACUCCAGACAAGCCAGUUCGGAUGGAGGCGUGUGCGGCUCCCUCACUCCUCAUCACGUCCGCGCCCAUUCCUCCCCUGCCUCCCUCCCAGUCAACUCCCUCUCCACUCAAGCAACAGAUGUAGCAGCGCCACAGAUCAUACCUGACGACGUGCCACUCCCCCACGGUUGGGAAAUGGCCAAAACGCCUGCUGGCCAACGAUACUUCCUGAAUCACCUGGAUAAGACAACCACUUGGCACGACCCUCGUCUCUCGCAGCUGCAGUCGGCUGCAGCUCAGCAUCCUAUCUCUGGCACUCCGGUCCAUGCCCACUCCCUCAGCAACCCAGCACCCACUACGCAACCACAAAACAUCAACCCAGAGACAGCACAGAAGAUGAACCCGGGCAUCCUUGGUUUGGCAUUGCAGCAAAGGCAGGAAAAAGAAAGGCUCAGAUGCAAAGGCCUCCCUCCCCAAAUCACACCACAGGAGGCAGGAGGAAGAAACCAGAUGACCGGUGGGAUGGACCAUGACAGGAACGCACCGACGCUUGUCCCGUCUCUGGAUGUCAGGAUCAGAUCCUCCAACCACGAACCUACACUUAAUGGCGCUCACUCUCGCAAUGAGAGCACCGACAGUGGUCUGAGUGUCAGCAGCUUACCCCGCACGUCGGACCACAUGUUGAGCUCUGUGGAUCACAUGGACACUGGUGACUCUGGCGACAACUCCUCGAUGACCUUACAGGAGUCGAUGCCUGUGCUCCCGAUGUCUGAGGGCGAGGAGCUAAUGCCCUGCAUCCCCGAGGGUCUCAGUUCGGACCUUCUGAUGGACAUGGAGACGGUUCUCUCUGGGUCGCAUAUGGACAGAGACAGCCUGCUCACCUGGCUAUAGACACACCCAGCCACCGCCUAAAUAUGGUUUGACAUCAGAUCUUCAUGACGUGACUGAGAAUUUUGGAGGAUUUUUUUCUUUUUUCUUUUUUCUUUUUUUUUGCUUCAAAAGUGGUACCGAACAUCAUUACUGAGAGAAUACGCUACUGUUGAGUGAUGGAUACCUAACACUACUCACACCCUGAGGAAUAUAUAAAAACCUGACUCUCACAGAAGGUGGUAAGCUGCUGAUAUUCUCCUCCUUUUGGGCCUGGUCUUACAGAGAUGCAUUGAUGGUCUGAUCUGUAUUUUUAUGACACAUUCAUUUUUAGUCAUCAACCUCAGAUGAUGCUCCCCACGUCUCUGGUAAAGUACGUCAGAGUUAAUUUUAGAGUACAGAUUGUUUUUUUUGCUAUCCCCACUUGGGUAAUACUGUUUGCAGCAAUCUUUUAAAAACACAGAGCCAAGUCAUAAUAGUCUACAUGUAACAGUUAAAGAAACACAAAGAAGACAUGUUAAAAUAAACUAAAAGAUGCACAAAACAUAUUGAACUGUAACAAAAUAAUAUCAUAUCCACAUUUAUCUCUGUUACUUCAUGUAGCCUCUGGGACAAAAUGGCAACAUCUACAGUAGUUCUACUACCUCUGAGCAGCCUGUAAUUUUUCAUUUUAACGCACAUGCUCACAGUUGUCCAAAGCAUGCUCUGAAGAAGCAUCGGCACUGCCAGAAAGAGAUGACUCAAAGAAUUUAUAUCGAUUAACGCUACAUUGGUUCAGUAAAACCAAAAUUCAUGCUACUUUUGCAACACAGAAACAUCAGGGAGAGGAGGAGGCACCCUUUUGGUGAGUCAGUAGAAGAUGAAGCAAACUCCCAUUUACUUUCAAACUUUAGAAAUGGUCAGUUAAAAUGCUCACAAACCAAAAAAUACAGAACAAAAACUUUAAUCAGAGUAACUUGUAAGUUUGUGUUGAAGAGUGUCGGGCUGCUCUGAACAUGGAUUGGAUCUUGCAAGGUUUUUCAAAAUAAAAUUCAUGAGGAUAAGCUUUAUCUUUAGUCACAGUAAAAAAAAAAAACCCUCUUCCUCAUUCCUAACAAAUCAAAGCCUGUCAAAACCACUUAGAGAGAAAUAAAGGCCCCUGUGCGGAGGAAUCUUAACUUGAGCUAACAGUAAAAUGUGUUUGUAGGGCCUCUCUUGACAGUAAGGACCACUGGAAUAUAUGGAGAAUGUCUACAGUAAAUGAACAUAUGGUCAGUAUAAUGCAAUCCAACACAAUGCAGUGUUUUCCUCAGGAUACAGUAAUCCUGACACAUCCAGUCUUGUGAUCAAUUUAGUCAGUAGAUGACGGCUUAAACGGUAUUCACACUCUUUAGAUACUUUAUAUGGCGUUUGCUGUGUGAAAUAGCACCUCUGCUCUUUUUACCUUGAACUUACAGUUUUAUUAUAUAAAAGUGGGUUCAAAGUCGCCCACGCCCGCUCUCAAACACGGCAGGAAAUCCUGCAACAGCCUUGCUAUAAAAUCACCUAUUUUGAAGUUACUAAUAUUCAGGGUUUGUUAAUGCUGUGUUUUUAGUGUUUUUAGUUGUAUUGGAUUGCAUUUUAUUGUAAAGUGGUCCAGUCAUUUUGUCUACUCCAGCAUUGAAUAUAAGCUUCACAAAGGUAGUAUUUAUUGCAGAUUUGUUUUAUUAGAUUACAUAAUAUUGUACAGCUGUAAUAAUAAUAUGUUCACCCCUUGUUAAAGAAGUGACGCCAUAUAAUUACCAUUAGGGUCGAGAUUUUUCAGUAAGUGAAAAAAAUUAAUUGAGUCAGCCAGCACCCCUCUGACUAUGAGAUUAAGCUGUUGUAUACCUUUCCCACUAAUAGUGUGAUGCAUUCCUAAUCAUUUUCUUCUUCACAUUUUUAAAAAUUGUCUAUUCAUUCAUCGGCAUCAUUGUUUUUUUUCUCCCACAGAAAGACACAAAACCAGUAACAGUUUCAGCCAUGUGUUUCAGUUUUAGCUCCUUACCUAAAACCACACUAUAACUCACAAAUGAUCUACACUUUGCUGACCAUUUUUGGAUGCAUGCACUGCUGAUU
Molecule: messenger RNA, 3359 nt
Organism: Seriola dumerili (greater amberjack)
Lineage: Eukaryota; Metazoa; Chordata; Actinopteri; Carangiformes; Carangidae
Product: transcriptional coactivator YAP1-like
Exons: 8
Coding region: 246-1307 (353 amino acids)
Biological process (GO): positive regulation of transcription by RNA polymerase II; hippo signaling
Cellular component (GO): cytoplasm; nucleus
Molecular function (GO): transcription coactivator activity; transcription corepressor activity; protein binding
Source: RefSeq, a predicted model, not a curated record